AUGUUUGGAACACUGAGCAUUCAGUCCAAAGAGCCUGUGACGUUUGUUGAAAACUCGGACCUGGCUUCGGUUCUUAGCCGUAAUCGCCAAGAACGCCCGCAUGUGUCCUGCCACCUCUGCCGAGCUCGAAAGGUAUGGAUCUGCCGAGACUGCAUCAAUGCACACUCUGGAAAUGAUUAUCCCUCUAAUUGCCAGCAGACUAGGUGUAGCGGAGAGCCAACCGGCUGCGACAAGUGUGUGGCCAUUGGCGCUGAAUGCCAAUACCCAAGUCGGCCCUCUCGUCGAAAGAAACGAUCCCGAUCAGCAUUCCAAUCUUCCCAACAGGAUGUAACUAUCGUCGAUGGCGCAAACCAGGAGCCGAUGAAUAGAGAUACCUACUCAAAUCCCAACAUCAGCUCCAUUAAUGCUACAGCGGCUACUGAUAUGAUAGAUGGUGUUGUGCACGAUCAUCAAGCACCCUCAGGCACAACUGCGGAAGAUUCAAUGCUGUCAGCCACGAGCUUAUUUGACUUCGACGACGAAGUCGAUGGGGAUGCACAGCAUCUCGAGCAUUGGCUAUCCUCGGGAACUAAUGCAGAGGCGGAGGCGAGGGCUCCUAGCACCUCGGCACGCUCAGCUAUGCUGGAUGCGUGGCCAGACCUCGGUGCUCUCUCCUCCGGGGGGUUUGGGGAAACCAGUCGGCAUUGGGAUCCCCUUACCGAUGACCAACUGCCGUUGGGAAAUUACCAGAGACAGUUAAGUGAACCCGAAGAAGACACCAACGAAGCAGCUGGUGGUGUCCCAAAUGAUGUCCCAUCUCUGGCCAUGGAAUCUGUUCUGGCAUCCCUGAGUGCCGCUCUGGCAUCUCCUAGACACCGCCCAUCUGGUGGCUCCAGCAGCCGGAGUGAGAGCCUUGAUCAGCACAGAAGUGGGCUCGAGAACCCCAACUCAUCAUCAGCUUACCGACCGCUACGGGACUCGAGGAAGAAUCCCUGGCCCCCAUCGUCGUCCUCGUCCUCUCUCUCCAGAGCCAACAGCAACGGCCACGGUUCGAUGCCAGUUUCUGCUUCCGAUAUCCAGCGUAGAUCGAUAGCCCAGAACUUGAGCAACACCAACCGUCACAGGCCAUCAGGCCCUCAAUCUUCUGUGUCAGCAUCGGCCUCAUCCUCAGUGUCCGCCGCGGGCGGUGCUGCCGGUAGUGUUGGUAGAGCAGCCUCUAGUACAGUACCAUCUCAGCAGAGGGAAAAUUGCCGCUGUGCAAAGUACUCGGCUGCUUUGUUGGAGCUGCUGGAGGAACUGGGUGCCAACAUGGGUCUCACACGGAACCCUGCAUCAAUGGGGGUCCUGCUUGGUCUACUGCGGAGCGCACUGGCGAGAUGCAAAGAGGCACUGGAGUUAGAGCCAUGCCGGGCGUGCAAGGGAAGUAGUCAGACUGAAAGGCUCAUUCUGCUCACUCUGUUGUUGCAGUUCAUGAGCAACAUGUAUGAGCGUGUAGUUGAGAGCUGUGUGAAAAUGAUUGAUGACAUGGUCAAUGAGAAUCAUGAAGAUGCGGUCCCCCAAUAUCUGGUUGGCUCGACUCCGUCCCCUAGAUCAACCAGUAAUCAAGCACUCGGCGGCGGAACGCAAGAUGGCUGGGCCAAUGAUGGACCACAGGAAGGGCAAAGGAGGGAUGCUGUGCAGGGGUUGGCGCGUGCGCCGGGUGAUGCAAUGGAGGACUUGUGGUUCUCGACGUAUCAUAUACAGAGUAGCUGCGAGCGUCUGCAUGUUCUGACCACACUGGUAACGGUUCAGAUUACGGAACUCUCAUAUCUUUUGGGCAACCCCAAACUACGGGCGGGUGGCAGACAAAACCAACUCGCGAUUUUGGCUUCCAUUGAGAAAGUAACCAACUCCUCUCGACGUAUGUUGCGAAUGAGCAUUGAUAGAGCCAUUGCCAGCAAAGAACAGCACUGA
Messenger RNA from Clonostachys solani, 1932 nucleotides. Lineage: Eukaryota; Fungi; Ascomycota; Sordariomycetes; Hypocreales; Bionectriaceae. The record is from the annotation of a GenBank genome assembly.